Hemiscyllium ocellatum (epaulette shark) is the source of this 1471-nucleotide messenger RNA. It is a transcript of the gene eed, whose product is annotated as embryonic ectoderm development. Gene Ontology annotation, molecular function: protein binding; nucleosome binding. The record is from RefSeq and is a predicted model, not a curated record. Gene Ontology annotation, biological process: negative regulation of transcription by RNA polymerase II. NCBI's taxonomy places the organism in Eukaryota, Metazoa, Chordata, Chondrichthyes, Orectolobiformes, Hemiscylliidae. The transcript is spliced from 12 exons. Gene Ontology annotation, cellular component: ESC/E(Z) complex. The coding region runs from base 1 to 1305 and encodes 434 amino acids.
AUGUCGGAAAGUACGGCGCGAGGGGACAUGCCGAGUAAGAGACAGAAAUUGAGCGACGAGAAUAGCAAUCCGGAUGUAUCUGGGGAUGAAAACGAUGAUGCUGCCAGUAUAGAGAGUGGUACAAACACUGAGAGACCAGAUACCCCUACAAACACACCAAAUGUUCCUGGAAGGAAGAGCUGGGGGAAGGGCAAAUGGAAGUCCAAGAAGUGCAAAUAUACUUUUAAAUGUGUCAACAGUCUUAAGGAGGACCAUGGUCAACCACUUUUUGGAGUGCAAUUUAACUGGCAUAGCAAGGAAGGCGAUCCUUUGGUAUUUGCCACAGUCGGUAGCAAUCGGGUCACACUUUAUGAAUGCCAUUCGCAAGGGGAAAUACGAUUAUUACAGUCGUAUGUAGAUGCUGAUACAGACGAAAACUUCUAUACAUGUGCGUGGACCUAUGACAGUAAUACAAGCCAUCCUCUCUUGGCUGUGGCAGGAUCGAGGGGCAUCAUCCGAAUUAUUAAUCCUAUCUCCAUGCAGUGCAUUAAGCACUACGUUGGACAUGGAAAUGCAAUCAAUGAGCUGAAGUUUCACCCCAGAGAACCAAAUCUUCUGCUUUCUGUCAGCAAAGAUCAUGCUUUAAGGUUUUGGAACAUACAGACAGAUACUUUAGUGGCAAUAUUUGGAGGCGUGGAAGGACAUCGUGAUGAAGUGUUGAGUGCAGAUUUUGAUCUUCUUGGAGAAAAAAUAAUGUCUUGUGGGAUGGAUCAUUCUCUUAAAUUGUGGCGAAUCAACUCGGAAAGGAUGCUAAAAGCUAUUAAGGCAUCAAAUGAAUAUAACCCAAGUAAAACGAACAGGCCAUUUGUGUCUCAGAAAAUCCAUUUUCCAGAUUUCUCCACAAGGGACAUACAUAGGAAUUAUGUGGAUUGUGUGCGCUGGCUUGGAGAUUUAAUAUUAUCUAAGUCUUGUGAAAAUGCCAUUGUGUGCUGGAAGCCGAGCAAAAUGGAGGAUGACAUUGAUAGAAUAAAACCAAAUGAAUCAAAUGUGACCAUACUGGGGAGAUUCGAUUAUAGUCAGUGUGAUAUAUGGUAUAUGCGAUUUUCAAUGGAUUUCUGGCAGAAGAUGCUGGCUUUAGGUAAUCAAGUUGGAAAGCUCUAUGUAUGGGAUCUUGAAGUUGAAGAUCCUCAUAAGGCUAAAUGUACAACGUUGGCUUAUCCAAAAUGCACUGCAGCCAUACGACAAACCAGUUUUAGCAGAGAUAGCAGUAUUCUUAUCGCUGUAUGUGAUGAUGCAACCAUCUGGCGCUGGGAUCGACUUCGAUAAACAAUAUUAAUCAUGUUCCAAACUUACUGAAUUUAGCAUAUUUUCUGUGCACCAGUGACAUUUGAUAUUUUCUCAGCUCAUUUUCCCAAUCUUAUUGUCAAUGAAACUUUAUGUGCGUAUCUGCUAAAGUGUACUGUGUAGUUGACUUUUUCCCUUUCUGCUGCCC